AUGUCCUACUCGCAAGGCAGCGCUAGGUCAAUGAAUGGACCAAGUUACAAUAUUCUCAACAAUUCCCAAUCGUUUUCCGCCACCCCUCGAUUAACGCCUCCAACUCCCAGAGGUCCUCAAAUGGCCUCUUUCAAUAUGUCGAACGGUGCUUCAAGAAGUAGCUACGGAGGCUAUGAUGGCCAAAAUGAUAAUGUGUCUAUGAUGUCGUACCAGGAGGAGUAUACACCGCAGAUCUAUCGCGCCGUCUAUUCGAAUGUACCAGUCUACGAGGUGGAAGUUAAUGGGAUUGCAGUCAUGAAGCGCCGCGGAGACUCGUGGUUAAAUGCCACUCAGAUCCUGAAAGUUGCUGGUGUCGUGAAGGCUCGCCGGACCAAAACCCUGGAGAAAGAAAUCGCCGCUGGUGAACAUGAGAAAGUGCAAGGUGGUUACGGAAAAUACCAAGGCACCUGGGUGAACUACAAAAGGGGCGUUGAGCUAUGUCGCGAGUACCAUGUGGAGGAGUUACUACGACCCCUCCUGGAGUACGAUAUGAGCCCUGAUGGCUCAGGAGGGCCUUCCCAGGGAACACUCGAUACCCCAACCAAAGAGCAAGCAAUGGCGGCACAGCGAAAACGACUUUAUAACGGUACAGAGAGCCGCGGCUCAUCACAGCCACAGCAGGGAACGUUCUUCCAAAACAUAUCUCGCACUGCUGCUACUGCGGUGAAUGCUAUCAGCAAAGCCCGCUUCGAUUCUCCGAGUGCCAACAAUCGGCGUCCCAGUGUGAUCCGCAAACCGUCACAGCAGAUGAGCAGCCAGGAGUCUCAGAUGGCCUUUAGCAGUCAGCAAAGCAUGUAUGGCAUGUCUGACAGCGGGUUUAGUAGUUUGCAGAAUCGCUACCUGGUCCAAGAUGAUACAGAUGAUAUUGCUGAACCUCCUCGCAAACGCUUUCGCUCAACCUCACAUCAAGCUCCAUCUAUUGGAUUGCCCCGAGAACCUUCCAAUUUAUCCAUGCAUGAACCUACUCCUACCGAACCAAAUGACUCCUUCUACCAAGACAUUGAUCUACCACCCCCGCCUUUGGAUGAUGGCCAGAAACGUGGGAUCGAAUCUCUGGGUCCGGCCACUACACCAGAGAGAUUUCAAAAAAUGAAGCUACUUAUGACUCUGUUUCUUGAUAAACGAGCGAAGGAUUUCACAAAUCAUCCAGCUCUUACGCAGUUAUCAGGUGAAGACCUUGAAAUCCCGCUCGAUGAGUAUAGAAAUACUGCACUUCACUGGGCUGCGAUGCUUGCUCGCAUGCCCCUUGUUCACGCGCUAGUUGAUAGAGGAGUCAACAUCAGCCGUGUCAAUCAUGUCGGUGAAACCGCUCUACAAAAGUCCGUGGGGACACGGAACAACCUCGACUACAGAAGCUUCCCUCGUCUCCUGCAAGUUCUCGCCCCAACUAUUGACAUGGUCGACUAUACAGGACGAACAAUUUUACAUCAUAUUGCCGUUAUGGCUGCGACAGGUGGCGGGGGGCAUGUUUCUGCGAAACAUUACUUAGAAUCGCUCCUGGAGUUCAUUGUUCGACACGGGGGGAUUUCUUCGGCCACCAAUGGCGAUGCCGCACAGAAUGGUUCACAAGAGAGUGAUGUUAUUUCACUGGGCCGGUUCAUUUCAGAGAUUGUCAACCUCCGCGAUGACCAGGGCGACACCGCCUUGAACCUUGCGGGGCGUGCACGCUCCGUUCUGGUUCCGCAGCUACUAGAAGUGGGCGCUGAUCCUCACAUUCCUAAUCACACUGGUCUUAGGCCUGCUGAUUAUGGAGUGGGCGUCGAUAUGGCGGAUGGUCAUACACAGUCGCAGCAGUCUGGGGAUCGGGGUGAUACCUUUAUCGACCAGCUGGCAAAAUCCAAGAAGGAAAUAUUGGAUGCAACGAUAAGCCAAAUUAGCACAAUGGUCGAGGAGGCUCUGGGAGGAAUCGACCGAGAAUUAGCCUCGAGCUUAAAACAAAAACAAGAGAAAUUUGAUCACUGGCACUCAAAGAUCCGCGAGUCUGCCAAGGCUCGUCAGAUUGAGCAGAAAGAACUUGAUGAAUUGAAGCGGAAGGUCAAUGAGCGGGUUGAACUCGAACGCCGCAUCAAAAACCUGGAUCGUUCCUCCGAUGCCUUGAAAGCCAAACUGUUCGGCACGCAGAACAUCGACUUGUCCGAGAUCAAACUUGUCAGCGAUGCCGAUAAAGAUUCAGGCAUCGAUGCCACGGCCUUUGAAGCUUUAUUCCCAGAGACAUUCGAUCCAUCUUCAGGGUUCUCCGACAAGCAACUAGCCUUCCUGGCCACAUUGCCUGCACCGGAUAUUUUGAAGCGCCGCCUUGAAAUUUACAACGAGUUCCUUGCUGGCGUGACAGAUGAAGUUGAGAGUCUCAAGGCCAAAAAUGCCGUUCUGGGCCAGAAUUAUCGUCGCAUGGUUAUGGCCUGCACAGGUUGGACUGCGGAACAAGUUGAUGACGCAGCGGAUGGAUUGACUCAGUGUGUCAAGGAGCUAAACGACAACCCUGUCCCGGAAGAUGAGGCUAUUGAGAUUCUGAUGCGGGAUCGCGGCCAGGACUGGUAA
Messenger RNA from Penicillium verhagenii, 2577 nucleotides. RefSeq names its product putative APSES transcription factor (MbpA). NCBI's taxonomy places the organism in Eukaryota, Fungi, Ascomycota, Eurotiomycetes, Eurotiales, Aspergillaceae. Gene Ontology annotation, cellular component: MBF transcription complex; SBF transcription complex. The transcript is spliced from 3 exons. The record is from RefSeq and is a predicted model, not a curated record. Gene Ontology annotation, molecular function: transcription coactivator activity; DNA binding; protein binding. The coding region runs from base 1 to 2577 and encodes 858 amino acids.